CAACCCGGAAAUUGACUAAUUGUAAUGGCUGAAUUGUAAAUUUUUGUAGUAAUUUUAUUUCUAGUUGUAGAAUAAACAUUUAAUUAACCGAAGAAUAACGAGGUAUGAAAGAUGUAGACCAUGUGCUAUCCAGACAAUGAUGUCUUCCAGUUUAUUUACAGCAGCCCUGCUUCUGACCUUUAUUUCUAUAACAGGUGGAAGCAUUGAUUUCCCGGUGACUCCAGGUGUGGUAUAUGGUGCUAUUGGUACGAACGUGACAAUAGACUGUGGCCUUACGUUUCCCAGUAAUGAGGAGCUACAGCUACAAGUCUGGUACCACAAUGGAAUAUGGAUUCUACAAACAGGAUUUGAUCGCCAGACAAAAACCAGUGAUACAGCCCCAAAGGGAAAGUUCAGUCUUCUAGAUGACAAGUACACACUCCAUGUACAUUCUGUAGUGUCCUCUGACUCUGGCUUUUACAUUUGCAAGAAAUCAUUCACAAAGAAAGACUUGCAAGGCGUAAAAUUUUUGGACGAAAAUACCACAACUGAACUCAUAGUACAAGAAGAUGAGCCUUACAACGAAACCCUUGCCAGCUCUAGGAGUAACUCAACAAGUAACUCGACCAGUGACUCUGUAGACCCUGUCAGUAACUUGACGAGCGAUACUAUUGGCGAACUAUUGUAUUCCAUUGACACUGUAAAAGAUGUUGGUCCGCCUAAUUCAACAUUGGAGGUUGAGGAGGGGGAUUGGUUACUUGGCAACCUGACAACGGUUGCUAUGCUGACUUAUGACUCCAAUGUCGAUGAUGUGCCCAGCCCCCCUGGUGUAGUCAUGGUAACGGACAUCAAGUCGCGGGAGUGCGUGCUCAGCUGGAAUAGUAGCCUUAGGGACAACAACAGUCCCAUCACAAACUAUAUCAUCAAGAUCAAACGUAUGACUGAUAAUGACUGGAGCAAGAGCCGUGUCCUGCUGGUUAACAGUAACACAACGAGCAUAGUUGUACGAGAGCUGACUCCCUUCACCUACUACCAGAUACACGUGAUUGCCAAGAACGCCCUCGGCAACAGCGCCCCUAGUCAACCCAGCAGUAUUUUCAUGACCACAUCUGAGGCCCCUGGACAAGCGCCACAGAACUUCAGGGCUUCAAGUCCAACAAGCAACACCAUCCAGUUGUCAUGGCAACCCAUAGCAGAAGACAGCCUGAACGGGAACCCAGAGGGCUAUGUUAUACAGUACAGGAGGUUGACGGAUAUGGAAUUGCGGGCUGUCACCAUUCCAGAUCCAAAGACUAUGACUCACACACUGGACAGUCUGAUGCCUUUCACUAACUACAGUGUAUCUAUACAACUAUUCAAUGACGAGGGACAAGGGCCUAUCACCACACUGUACAUCAAAACUGCAGAGGGAGUUCCUGGCAAACCUCGCAUUACUCACGUCACGGAAAUGCAGUCAACCUCGUUCGUGGUGAACUGGGAGGCCCCGACCGUGGAUAACGGGGUGCUGAAGAACUACCAGCUCCAGUGGAUACACAACAACACGUACAAGACCCGCAUCAUCACGGGCCACCUCACCCAGCCCAUGAGGGCAGUUAUUAGUGACCUAGAGCCCUACACAGACUAUAUGCUGCGAGUGAGGGCUGAGACUGGCGGGGGAUACAGCGAGUAUAGUGACAACUACCCGGCACUUACUGACGUCAGAGGAGCGUCAGCGCCGAUGAUAGUGAACCUGACGGUGCUGUCAUCCACCUCCAUAUUCCUGCAGUGGCUGCCCCCAUCAAGGGUCUACAAGAAGGUGGACUCCUACUUCAUCCACUACCACGCCCGCGGAGAGAACGGCAUCAGCGAUGAGGUCAUAGCUGCGGCAGACGAAAACGAGCGGGUGAUCACAGACAUCCCCACAAACAGCGAGUACUCACUCAAGAUGGCCGCCAUCACUCAGAGUAUAUUCUCCACGGCAACCUACAUGGGCGAUUUUUCCCCAGAGUGGGAGUUCUCAUUGGAAGGUCCACAAGUCGAAGACCCGUCAGUGGUGGCCACAGCGGCUGCCUCCACGUCCCAGGCUGGCCUUAUUGCGGGCAUCAUCAUAGGCUUUGUGCUGGUCACCAUCACCCUCCUGGCUGUCAUCGGAUACAGGUCUCGUACGUGUAGGAAGUACACCAGGUCGCUGUAUUACAUGGCAGUGCCCACCAGCAACCACUCUCCCCAGACCAUCACCAUAGCCCCACCAGACGCUGUUGACAGCUGCCAAGUGACCUAUCCAGACAUUGCGGCGAGGGACUUUCCCAUGCAUGUCAAACAGUUGCACGCGAACUCUGACGAUGGUUUCGCACGAGAGUUUGAGGAAAUCGGAGCAAACACUCGCACCAAUCUGCUGGCGGAGAACUCAGACCUGCCAGAAAACAAAUGCAAAAACAGAUAUGUGAACAUCAGUGCUUAUGACCAUUCACGAGUGGUUCUUCAGCCUGUCCCAGGCCGCCCAAAAUCUUCAGAUUACAUCAAUGCCAACUUCAUUGACGGCUACAACAAACCGAGGGCAUACAUCGCUACUCAAGGCCCUCUUCCGAACACGUUUGCUGACUUCUGGAGAAUGAUCUGGGAACAGAACACGAUCGUCAUAGUGAUGAUAACAAACCUGGUGGAGCGGGGUCGGCCCAAGUGUGACAUGUACUGGCCUAACGAGGGGCAGGAGACCUACGGAUCAGUGGUCGUGAAGCACCUCAACACCAUCUCCCGAUCUCACUACACUGUCAGGCUGUUCUCACUCAAGUCUAACAAAAAUAAAAAGUCAAAGCAGGUGUCUGAACGUAUCGUGCACCAGUACCACUACACAGAGUGGCCAGACCACGGGGUGCCAGAGUUCACGCUGCCGGUACUCAAGUUCAUACAGAAAUCAUCGGGGGACAACCCUCCAGGGGCCGGUCCCAUAGUCAUACACUGCAGUGCGGGUGUGGGCCGUACAGGCACAUACAUACUGAUAGACUCCAUGAUUCACAAGAUCAAGGACACGCAGACAAUCAACGUACCUGCUUUCCUCUUGCACAUACGCAACCAGAGAAAGUCUCUUGUGCAAACUGAGGAGCAGUACAUACUUAUACACGAGGCCAUCGCCGAGUACAUCCUUACUGGGGGAGACACCGAGAUUAAGGAGGGCGACCUUGGCAGGCAGCUGGCAAGGUUGAAACAGCAGAUUAACGGAGAAAUCCCACUCAUUGACAUAGAAUACAUGCGGGUGACGAGUUUUGCCCCACAGGACGAUGACAGGUUUCACGGUCUGAAGAGUGUCAACCUGGCCAAGAACCGUAACAUGCAGUUCCUUCCCCUGAGCGUGAAGCGUGUCUGCCUUCCCAUGAUUCCCGGGGAAGAGGGGUCAGACUAUAUCAACGCUACCUACCUACAGGGUUACACGAAGAGCAACGAGUUCAUCAUUACCCAGCAUCCCCUCCUGGACACGAUGGAAGACUUCUGGAGGAUGGUCUGGGACCAGAACAGCUCUGUCAUAGUGCAGCUCUCCAAUGUAGAUGAACAGGAAUUUCAGUCUUUCUGGCCGGCCAUGGGCUGUACACUAGACAUAGGAGGGAAUUUCAAGCUGACCUAUCGUGAGGACGAUGACAGACGACAAUUCAAGAUCAAAGAAUUUCUUCUACAGUCCAAUCAGGAUGACUACAUUCUCAUGACACGUAUCGUCACAUGGAACUCUCCCUGGCCGGACUCCUGUGAUCCGCUGCACAGCACGUUUGACUUCAUAGACGAGCUACAGACACUGCACAAACACAACGAUAUGGGGCCAGUCAUCGUAGUGGACAGGUACGGGGGUGUUGAGGCGGCCACAUUCUGUGCCCUGUGGAGCAUCUAUGACCAGUUGCAGUACGACAAGUCUGCCAACAUCUACAUGAUGGCCAAACUCUACCACCUCAAGAGGGCAGGCUGCAUGGGCAACAAGGAGAACUACCUAUUCCUGUACGAGGCAGCUGCAAGCCUCAGUGACAAGUGGAAGGAAAAGGAACAGUCUUCUCCGGGCUCUAUACGGCUGCAUCUCGGAUCGAAGAAAAAUGGCGCCCCGACACGCAUCGGCACUUUAAAUAACAAAGUGGAAAAUAACAAAGUGGAAACAGAUGUGUGACAGGUUUUUGUGUAGGAACAGAAAAUGGUGCAAUUUGUAUUUGCUCUGAAAAUGUCAAAUAUAUGUCUCCUACGCCACUUGCUGAACAUGGAAGCUGUUAAUAUGUGGAUAUAUUGAUGACUAUUUAAUUAUUCUUUAUAAUAACUUGGUACAGAACAUGUUUCCACUUUUAAGAGAAAAUUUCUCUUAAUGAAGAGUAUUUUCAACAAAUUUUUGGUAUUUAACAACAUUCAUUUGUUCAGACUCAUACUCGAGUUAUUAAUUAAUCUUCAACAAUGCAUCUUUUAUUUGCACAUUGUCAUAAUGAAUAUACAAAUCCUGCUUUGUACUAAACACCAAUUCAUAAACAUUCUAAGUCAAUUAUGUUUUUCAAUGUUAUUUUUAUUACUAACAAAUGUGUUAAAUUUAAGGGAUAUUUUAUUUAACCGAAUGUAAAAUUAAGCCACAUAUUUUUGUUUCAGGUGUGUUUUUUAAGACUUGUGAAUUUUGUUUCAUUGCCAUCAAUGUGUUGAUCUGACUGAUUAGCUGUUUCUAAAUGUUGAAUGGCUAUAACAUAUUGUCAAUUGAAAACACCAGUUGUAUUUAGCCCAUUUAUUUGACUGAAAAUCAGUUGUACAUUUCCCAAUGAGCAUCAGGAAUGCCGUACUUUGCAGAUAGCUUGUAUAUUUGACCCGAAAGUGUAGAGCAGAAAAUUGAUAUUACAGGAUAUGUGUUUUAGUUGAAGCUUGGAACGUAUUAGUUUAUAAAUGUAUAUAUUUUUUUAUUUUGUAAUACUUAUCACAUUACAACAUCCUUAUUAUUGACUUUGUUUGAAUUAAGCUUUAUUUAAGAACUAUCAAAGGGUUAAAGGCAUUUACAGAACUAUUAAACACGCUUUUAAUACUUCUGUAUUGCUUUUACAUGUAUACUUACAUGUAUUUGUUAGAAAUUAUCACCACUUUAAAUACUCUUGCAAUGUGAAGUAGCCUUGUUGUGGAAAAACUGGGUUUAAAGUGUUAGCCUGUUCAGUCUGCGCAGGCUAGUCUGGGACAGUGCUUACAGCUUUCAUGGUAUUUUCAGUUUAAACAAAGUCAAAUCGUAGCGAAAAUCCAUUUUA
This is a messenger RNA of Dreissena polymorpha, 5198 nucleotides long. RefSeq names its product tyrosine-protein phosphatase 99A-like. NCBI's taxonomy places the organism in Eukaryota, Metazoa, Mollusca, Bivalvia, Myida, Dreissenidae. The record is from RefSeq and is a predicted model, not a curated record. Gene Ontology annotation, molecular function: protein binding; protein tyrosine phosphatase activity. Gene Ontology annotation, biological process: protein dephosphorylation. The transcript is spliced from 29 exons. The coding region runs from base 137 to 4102 and encodes 1321 amino acids.